AUGUCUUUCCGUCCCCCCCGCACCUGCUACACCUGCGGCCAACCCGGCCACCAGGCCCGCGACUGCCAGUCCGCCGGCACUCCCCUCUGCUACAACUGCGGUGAGUCUGGUCACAUCUCCCGUGACUGCACCGGCGAGCGCAAGGAGAAGUCCUGCUACAAGUGCAACCAGGUCGGUCACAUCUCCCGUGACUGCCCCUCGGCCCCCGCUGAGGGUGCCGGCCCCGAGUGCUACAAGUGCGGCAAGGCUGGCCACAUCUCCCGCAACUGCCCCGAGGGUUACUCCAGCGGCGCUCCCAGCGGUGGUGCCCGCGGCUAUGCCCCCCAGGCCAGACAGACCACUUGCUACACCUGCGGUGGUUUCGGCCACAUGUCUCGCGACUGCACCCAGGGCUCCAAGUGCUACAACUGCGGUAACACUGGCCACAUCUCCCGCGAGUGCCCCGAGGAGCGCAAGGAGAAGGCUUGCUACAAGUGCAACGAGGUCGGCCACAUCUCCCGCGACUGCCCCCAGCAGGCUUAA
This is a messenger RNA of Linnemannia hyalina, 522 nucleotides long. The record is from the annotation of a GenBank genome assembly. NCBI's taxonomy places the organism in Eukaryota, Fungi, Mortierellomycota, Mortierellomycetes, Mortierellales, Mortierellaceae.